Messenger RNA from Psylliodes chrysocephalus, 465 nucleotides. Lineage: Eukaryota; Metazoa; Arthropoda; Insecta; Coleoptera; Chrysomelidae. The record is from the annotation of a GenBank genome assembly.
AUGAACAAGAUUAGAAGCAAUUCUUUGAACUUUCAGUUAUUUGCUCAGCCAUGCGAGGAAAAUGACGAAGUCUUCAUUCUGUUAUUUCUGCGCACUGAAGUUUUUGAAUAUGUGUUGCAGUUUUUACAAGAAAAAGAUCCAAAUUUGAAAGAAAAAUAUUUACAGUUUUCGCAUUUGUCAAUAUUACCAGAAAUGCUUCAAGACGAUGUUAUAUUAUCAUAUAUGACUCACUUGGAAGCAUUACAUAAGAAUUUUACUAAGAGAUUUGAGAAUCUCUUAAAUUUACAAACUCCUCAAUGGAUAAAAAAUCCGUAUAAUACCACAGCCAUAGAAGAAGCCAACUUGAUAAUGCAAGAAGAGUUGAUCAUCAUCAGCACAGACGAGGAGCUUAAGCAGAAGUUCAACCAAGGCUAUCAGAAGUUCUGGUUGCGGCUCAACAUUGAAACACAGUAUCAUGUAUUGUAG